AUGCGGAAAGUGUGCGCCAAACUGGUCCCCAAACUGUUGACCGACGACCACAAGAACAACCGAGUGGUGAUCGUGAGCGAACUUUUGGAACGCGUGCAAAUUGAACCUUAUUUUUUGGACAGCAUCAUUAUCGGCGACGAAACAUGGGUAUUUGAGUACGAUCCUCAGAUGAAGCGCCAAAGUUCCGAAUGGCACACCUUGGAGUCCCCUCGCCCCAAGAAGGCAAGAAUGAGCAAGUCGAAAGUGAAAACAAUGCUAAUUGUCUUUUUCGACGCCAAGGGUGUGGUGCACAAAGAAUUCGUACCCCAAGGGCAGACAGUCAACGCUGCCUACUACGUGGAUGUGCUCGAGAGAUUGAGAAAAACAGUCCUCCGAGCGCGAAAGGAUAUCGCCGGUACCUGGCAGUUGCACCAUGACAACGCUACCAGCCACAUUUCUCUGCGCGUAUGGGAGUUCCUGGCCAAGCACAACUUGAUGACGCUGUCCCAGCACCCCUAUAGUCCCGACCUGGCCCCGGCGGACUUUCUCUUCCCCAGAAUCAAGAGCGCCCUGAAAGGAGUCCGUUUUGGAACAAUCGAAGUCAUCCAAACCACUGUGACAAAGGCUCUAAAAGAGGUUUCCGUCGACGCCUUCCAGGAUGCGUACAGUGCAUGGCAGAGUCGCAGGCAAGAAUGUGCAGAUGCCAGAGGAGACUACUUCGAAGAAUUCUGA
Molecule: messenger RNA, 711 nt
Organism: Dermacentor andersoni
Lineage: Eukaryota; Metazoa; Arthropoda; Arachnida; Ixodida; Ixodidae
Source: RefSeq, a predicted model, not a curated record